Cladocopium goreaui is the source of this 2240-nucleotide messenger RNA. The record is from the annotation of a GenBank genome assembly. Lineage: Eukaryota; Dinophyceae; Suessiales; Symbiodiniaceae.
GCGUUGACACGAGCAGUGCCAUUGAUGUGGUCUAUCCAAACGAUGGAGCCCACCUGACCAAAGUGGAAGGCUGCUGUUCAGCAAAGCCCAAGGCCGAGACGAUCUCCAUUGCCGAAGCUCUCCAUCUUCAAGAGGAUGACACCACCAAUGCCAUGAACCAGGAUGCCGAGCUGAUCUACGAGUUGCCAGAGGCGCGCAGUGACCUAGGAGGCAAAAGGGAUGGAUCCGAGUUGAGGGACACCUUCACCAACCAGAGCGGUAUGUCGUACCUGGAACAGAGUCUCUCAGGAGACGAAGAUCCGGGUCUCCAGAUGCAGAAGACCUACAUGACAUCACCGAGCCAGAACUACAAUGUUCCUCCGGGGAUUCGGAACCUCCAGCAAUGGGGAAGCCUUGUCAUUCCCUCAGGCAAGAACCAGGGCAAGAGCUUCAGCCAAGUGUUCGAGAUGGACAAAAACUAUGUCUAUCAGAUCAGAAAUCGAAGGGCAGUCUCGUCCUGGCUUCGCAGCUUUCAGAACUACAUGAUUGCCCGGGAGAAGUACGAGAUGAAGAACCAGGCACCUGUGCCACCGGUGACAGCCAACUAUGUCACCUCGACAGCACUGCCCAAAGGAAAAGCUCUACCGAAAGCAGCCCCGAAGCUGGAAAAGACGGAAGACUGGCAGGUGAUUUCCGAUGUCGAGAUCAUGAAGAAGGAGAAGAACAAGCGUCCCAACGAACCGAGCAAGAUGGCCAACAGCUCGAUGAUGCCGACAGACCCCAACCCCGAGAGAGUGAGAAUGCUGCAAACGCAGAUCGCAGUGCUCCAAAGAGAGCUUGCACGCGAGACUCAGGUUCCAACCGACGAGGGGGAAGAGAUUCAACAGCAAUUUCCACAAGUGGAUCUCAAAUUCGUGCUGAUGUGCAAAGGCACGGAAAGGCACCGAGUGCCAGCACCAGAGCAUGCCAGAGAUGAAAUCCCUCUGCGCAAAACGCUCCUGGUCUGCAGAAGCACUGGGAACAUCAGGGAUCUUGGAAACUUUGAAGAGUGGCAGCACCUCUCCAAGGCAAAACAGGUUCGUAAGUCUGGUCCAGCACGUGUUUCCAUGAGUGUUUUUGGUAAGAGGUCCUUGAUUGGUGGGUCCAGCGGUUCUCAUGGAAUUUCUCCUGAAGAGAGUGAUGCGCCAAUGGAACCUCAAGAAGAUCCCGGGGCUCCAAGUUCAAUGAAUGUCCCUGCAGAAUCCCAAGUAGAAAAGACUGAUAACACAUGGUCCAAGGAGUUUGGGGAAUUGCGAAAUAGCUGGAUGGCCACCGAAAUUCACCCCAGUGCAUGGUCCUGCAUUUCGCUCAUUGGCGCCAGAGCAGAAGGUGCCGAUCCUGCAGUAAUUGCAGGUGCUUUAGAGAUGCAGUGUGAUGUUUGCCUCGAGCACAUCUGCUUGCUGAAAGUCCGACACCCGAAGGACUCCAUUUUCGGGAAAGUUUACAGCGCAGAGAGCAGGCGUAGUCGUCCAGGGUCAAUUGAGUUCGAAGCCGGUGAUUGGGUGCUGUACUGGAAGCGAGUGAGAGGGAACAUUCGUCAUGAACGAGGUCGCUGGUAUGGUCCAGCACAAGUGAUCACAGUUGAGAAAAACAAGGUUUUUGAUCUGUCAUCGGACACUGAUGUGACAGAUGGCCAAUUAGCUGAGUGCAUUUUGAUUACCACCACUGCCAAAAAGCAGAGGGUUGAAGUUCAGUGGCGGAACCUUAGCGAUUCUGACAAGGAUACCCAAGGAAAACCCAGGGUGCGCGGUGUGCUUGGGAUCCACGUCGAUGAUGGAAUUGGAGCCAUGGACAGUGGGGUAUUGCGUCGUGCUAUUGCUUUGGGGAAGUACUCACUGUUUGAUGAAUUAGAUAUCCUCAAGCAGCGUGCUGACAAGAAAGAACGCUUGAAAUGGCUCUCAGAGCAGGAAUCCAGGAUCAAAGGUGAAGACGUUGUUCCCGUGCUCACCCCAGAGGAAUGGGAGGAGGCUUUUCGGCAGAGCCUUCUGGAAGCUGAGCUCGAGUAUGAGAUGCUCCACACCGAGGCAUGCCUUCGAGAGGAGUUGUUCUACAUGGAUUUGCUGAACAUCGACCGCGAAAGUGAGGAAGCCUUUGAAGCUGGUCUGUUCCAGAUCCACAACGAAGACGACGACGACGAGGACGAAGAAACGCAGUUUGACUUCAUGCUAUGGCUUGGUGAAGUGCUCUUCCCAGAGAGUUGUUUCACCAGAGAAAAAAACUGA